CGGUAUGGACAACACAUGAGAAAGUGAUGAAUUUUGUAGUUCACUAUAAGUUGAGCGUUUACAGUACUUUAAAGAAACAGAGCUGUUUACGAAUGUGGACGGGGUUAAUUGAUAUUCAGUGAUAAUAUUUUGCGGGAGAGCUGAAAAGUAUACCGUCCCUUUCUUGGGGCGUUUCAUCUGGCUGUUGAAAUGUCUCUGUUUCUUGUGAACAGGUAUCUUGGAGAGGAGGAAGAUGGGAGCGUCUCCAAGGAGUCUCGGUCUCGGGCGUUACUGGCUAAACUGCAGCAGAAGGCAAAAGAGAAGCAGAAACGGAGUUUGGCAGAGCAGAGACAACACCCGCCUGAAGAACAGGCAGAACAGCAGGACGUCAAGAGGAAAAGAAAAGCCGACAACGACAGCAGCCAAGAGCCUCAACACGCCAAAAAGAGGGAGUCACAAGUAGUGCCUUUGUUGGCCUCGGACCCUGACAAGCCUGCUGAAGAGAAGAAGAAGAACAAGAACGGUGCGGAUGAGAGAGCGAGAAAGAAGAAGAAGAAGGAUCAGUCAGGCAGUUCAGCUAAAGGUCUUUCAGACACUCGGGAGACUGAAGGAGACGGACAGGAGGACACAGGAGAAGAAGAGGAAGCAGAGACAGAAAAUGACACACCAAAACAAACCACAGGGAAGACGUCUGCUCCAACUGGAUUCACAGUUCUGGGAGGGUUUGAGAACAAACCUGUCCAAAAGGUACACAGAGUCCUGCCUCAGUGGCUCGCUCAGCCUGAUUUGAUUCACAGAGACAUUAAAAGCAACCUGAUCCCCAUCUCUGACAUCCCAGGACUUUCUGCUCAGCUCGUGAAAAAACUACAAAAUAAUGGAAUUCAGCACCUUUUCCCAGUGCAAGCGGAGGUCAUCCCGGCCAUCUUGCAGAGCGCACAGCAGGGGCUGCUGAUUGGACGAGGCGGCUACAAGCCCCGAGAUAUUUGUGUGUCUGCACCAACAGGCAGUGGCAAGACUCUUGCAUUUGUCAUACCUGUCAUACAGGUGCUGAUGGAGCGGGUGGUGUGUGAAGUCCGGGCGUUGGCCGUGUUGCCGACCAAAGAGCUCGCCCAGCAGGUUUGUAAAGUGUUCACAUCAUACGCUGAGGGAAGCUCUCUCAAAGUGGUGAUGCUGGCUGGUCAGAAGUCCUUUGCUGCAGAGCAGGCUUCGCUCUCAGAACACAGAGGGGGCCUGAGACGCAGUUUAGCAGACAUUGUUGUGGCCACUCCAGGUCGACUGGUUGAUCACAUCAACAAGAAUUCAGGUUUAUGUCUGGAACACCUCAGGUUUCUUAUUAUUGAUGAGGCUGACAGGAUGAUUGACAGCAUGCACCAGUCUUGGCUCAGUCAUGUGGUGAAGGCAGUGUACAGAUCAGGAGCUGGACCAGAAGCCAUGUCCAUCUUCAGGCGGACUGAGCCAGCAUAUGUCACAGCAGCCAGUCUGUCUCCACCUCAGAUGCCGCUGCAGAAGCUGCUGUUUUCUGCCACACUGACACAGAACCCAGAGAAGCUGCAGCAGUUGGGCCUCCACCAGCCCAGACUCUUCAGCUCCAUCCACAGUCCCUCCAACACCACCCAGAAACAAGACCGCUUCGACUUCCCCCAAGGUCUGACGGAGUAUUAUGUGCCCUGUACAUUAAGCAAAAAGCCCCUCCUCAUCCUGCACUUCAUCCUGCGCAUGAAACUCAGCCCCAUCCUCUGUUUCACCAACUCCAGAGAGACUGCACACAGACUUUACCUGCUGGUGCAGCUCUUUGGUGGACUUCAGGUGGCCGAGUUCUCCUCCCGACUCUCUCCUGGUGAGAGAAAGAAUACGCUGAAGGAAUUUGAACAAGGAAAGAUCCAGCUGUUGAUCAGCACCGACGCAGCCGCCAGAGGCAUCGACAUCAACGAGGUCAAAUGUGUUGUGAAUUAUGAUGCACCACAGUACGUCAGGACGUACAUUCACAGAAUUGGAAGAACAGCAAGAGCAGGGAAAGCAGGCCUGGCCUUCACCUUUCUGCUAGGAGUACAGGAGAAGGACUUCCUUCAGAUGGUGGUGGAAGCAGGAAGUCCCGGGAUUCAAAAGCAGAUCGUCAAACCCGAGACCCUGAAGGGUAUGGAAGCCCGAUAUGAACAAACACUGCAGGAGCUGGCAAACGUUAUCAAGGAUGAGAAAGCCAAGUAAUGGACAACACUGACAGCCUCCUGUGAGCCGACAGCUGUGCCGUUUAAAGAUCACUUUGCAUUUGGAGUUAUUGAUGUUGUUUAAUAAAACACCAAGUGUGUGUGUGUGGUGGAGCUGGGGAUUUCAGAAACAGUAUUUAUCUGAAAUUUGUUACAAAAACAAAGUAAUAUUAAGUAAUAUUUCAGCUAUUUGUUUUAUUUCAUUAAAGCAAUUUCUAUGAAAUUUUAAUUCAAAAAUCUCUUAACACCCCCGUGAAACUGUAAUUUCAUAAUGUGCAAAUAAAACAAAGAACCAGAAACCAA
Messenger RNA from Siniperca chuatsi (mandarin fish), 2486 nucleotides. It is a transcript of the gene ddx51, whose product is annotated as DEAD (Asp-Glu-Ala-Asp) box polypeptide 51. Gene Ontology annotation, molecular function: nucleic acid binding; ATP binding. Gene Ontology annotation, cellular component: nucleus. Bases 190 to 2184 code for a protein of 664 amino acids. The record is from RefSeq and is a predicted model, not a curated record. The transcript has 16 exons. NCBI's taxonomy places the organism in Eukaryota, Metazoa, Chordata, Actinopteri, Centrarchiformes, Sinipercidae.